CUAAUCUUUUGGACUGGACCACAAUUGACGUCGAAGGACAACAAAACGCAAAUUUUAAAAGCUCAAAAAGCAAUUUUCGAUCGAGUGUAAGUAAUUCAUGGUGCUUGAAUGAUUCCGAUAGAUUUUGUCUCCUUUUCAACUCAGUUGUGAAAUGGCAUUCUGUUUUCAACUCUUAUGCAUUUCCUGGACACUGCCAAAAGAACAAAUGAAUUUGUCGGGGUUUUAUCUCUGGAAAUAUCGGAAAAUAAACUUUCGCAAGACUUACAGCGAAGAAUUCUGGACGAUGCUUCUGAUGGAUAUUCGGUGCAUCCAAGUGGCCUUAUCAUCGGGACAACACCGGGUGCAGAACAAAAAGUUUUUGAGCGUCAAUCGGACUUCGACAAGAUUGAGGAUCAUUUCAAACGCACAUACAUUGAUCAAAUCCCCAAGUGGGAGGAAUGGAGAGACAAUCAAGGGUCAACGCCAAAGCCGGAGCGUAUCCCUACGACGUAUUUCACGCCUACUGAAAAUGGUGGAUUUCUAGUCUCUUGUCCCGUCCCACCAACCCCCGAAUAUCCUUGGGACGAUCCUCUGUACAGCCCAAUUGCAUUUGUCGUCCAAAAGAUUAGUCCAGAUGUCUUCGAAGAUUUUAAUAUCUUUGAAAACCAAGUGAAACAGGACGUGAAGAAAAAUAUUAUUCUCUGUGUUUCAUUGGGUGUCCUCGGAUUAGUGCUGAUUUUGUCGAUACUAGCAGUCAUGUCGAAGAUCCUUACACAGCCCCUAACAUGGAUUGCAUAUGUGGCUCGCAAUAUCAUCAACAACGACAGUCGUAGCAGUAAGACAUAUGGUGAAAAUUAUGAAAGUGGUGACAGAAACCAUAUGCUUGAGGUUGAUAUGAGGAGAGAGUCCGUAAAAAAGAAUCCAAAUAUGUCUAGCACCAGCAGGAUGGACUAUGAAGGUGCCAUUGUGAAUUGCAACAAUGAUCCCGUGCAUACUACCUCCAAAGGCAAUCAGCUUAUUUUGAAUCUGGAUCUGGAAGCAGACAAUUCGGAAUGCAAUGAUGAUGAUGAAGUGGGAUUUGUGAAUUUCGACUAUAAUCCGAAAGCCGAUAAACGUCUAUGUUGUACUCUAAGCACCGAGCUUCAACAGCUCCUUGAAGCAUUUCAAUCAAUGCUUCAUGGCUUUUCUGGGGAUGGUGUUUCGGAAGUAGCAGAACCGGGUCUAUGCGAAAUUCGAAACUAUUUGACAUGGCAUUCCGAUUUUGCUAAGUUGUAUGAAUGCAACCAGGAAGACAUCUCCAAGACCGAAAGGAAAGUUUCCAAUUCAACCCGUGCAACAACUAUGGGUUCGACUUCCAACAGUAGUAUCUCUAUUUCAGAUGCAUCUCAUUAUCACAUACAAGAUUGCGAGGCCAUUACCCCCUGUCUCUCUCGUAACAGUCAAUCAGAGUCGAGUUCUAGCUCUUUUCCUUCAAAAUCGCUGCACGAACAUCUCGCCCCACCCUCUGAUAUUAUACGCGAUAUUGGAAGCCAGCAGUAUAUCCCUGAAGAUGGGGAGAAAAACGAGGAUAGCAUCGUCUCCAGUUCGUCUUUAGAUAUUUAUCUUCCUGGACCACCACCGGGAGCGGCGCAAGUGGUUGUUCCCGCACCGUCAAAAGUCAAUGUGACGUCAAACUUAGGUACACCAAGGUUGGACCCGAGGCCUAUUCUCGAAUACAGAGAUGGAUCAUUUGGAAGGAUAAAAACAGCGUGUAGUUCUAAAUUCUUUUGGUGGAUUGUUGUGCUUAUGGUGAGUUCAUAGAUGUUCGAAUAUCUCUAUCAUUGCAAUUUCAAAGUUUCUCACUUAUAUCACUACUCCUCUGUUUGCAGGCUCUACCAGUUUUUUUCACGAGUUGUAUCAUUGGAUCAAUUGUUAGCAGCAGUAUACUGGUAACUCUUCCGAAGAGAUGGAAACAAAGUGCAAAACAAGGUUCAAAUAACAUCGAGAUAAGUGCUAUGAAACUGAUUGUCGAUCGGAAAGCGGCGACAAUGGAAAACUUAAUCGAGGGACCUGCUCGGGACAUAUAUCUAUUGGCCCGCACAACGAAUUGGCUGAUCUUUGGUGGAGUACGUAAAUCUUCUAACAUAGUUGACGUAGAUUCGACAUCCGAACGGUGCAAGACAUACCCAAAAGGGGAAUGUCCAAAUGCCAAGCUAUGUUCAUGCGAUUGGGAGUAUGGAUGGAAUGCGACAGGUGGCCAAUGCGAGAGUACUGAGGGCUUUACCGAUGCAAGGUACCUCCAACGCCAGUGGUUUGAAGCGCAAAAACUAGAUUCGAACCCAAUUACUGGAGAACGCAUUUCUUCACCCAGUGUCCCCACAUCGUCCGAGAGUACUUUAUGGUGGAAGAAUGUCACCGAGUUACCAGGUUCUGAGAUCGGGCCCUCUCGCACGUCUGGAUACGAUACUUUAUACAACCGUGUGGCUGUUUCGUCAGCAAGCGCUGUUAUGAACUUUCCCCUUCACAACUUUCCAAGCGGGAUACACACGGAGAGGACAUUAUUUGGUGGUUACCUCGCUUUUGCAGUCGAUGGGCUUUUACUUGGAUGGUCUGGUUGUGAUGAUUGGCACUCAUCUAAUGCACACUUUGUUUCCACAUACGAGAACGGAGCAUCCUUGACUGACGAUAAAUUGUGUGCCAAUGGAAAACACGGUUACGAUCCUCGAUGCCAAGACUGGUAUGUCCAGGGUCGCGACCGUUAUCUUCGAGACGCUGUUCAUGCUCACGUCACAUCCCCAUACAAACUCCCGUUGCGCAACCAAGUCGCACAAACCAUCACAUCACCGAUUACUAAUCCCAGAACGGGAGAGUAUGUUGGACAAGUUGCGUUGGACUUUCGUCUCGACUAUGAAUACGUAUUAAAACGGCUUGAUGAUGAAAGUUCGUUUACAUUUAUGAUUACACCUCACGACGACGUCUUAGGCAGUAAUGUUGUGUAUUUUUCCGAAAGCGAAGAAAUGUUUGAACCGGCAAAGAUCGAGGACUUGAUCUUCAAGAAUGAAUUGAAUGAUGUUAAUCGUGACUAUUUCAAGGGAGAAAUAUUGCCACUGAUUAAGGCGGGCGAGAGAGGAAACUCGGAGUUUUUUCUCGCCCAGGAAGACGGUUCAGAGGUAGAAAUAUGUCUCUACUACGCACCGGUAAAAAUACAACUGCCUCUUGGUUUAGAACCUGAUGACUUUGCGUCGGGUCGAAAAAUCACUGAACACUUGAUAUACUCAGUAGGUUCUGGGAAACCUUGUGAUGAGAUUAAACGACCUUACGACGGCGUGGAAGAUGAAGUCAACCAAGACCUCGCGAACCAAGAGUGUAAGUUUGAAUUUUUGGGAAACGCUUUUUUUUGCUCAGUAAACCCAUUGAUUUUUCUCACCCUGAUUUCAAUACUCCUUGAUUUUCCCAGAUAUUUUUGUUGCUAUAAUCGCGUCAUCUACGGUGAUUUUCGUCAUAGUUUCUGCCAUCUCUGCUAUUCAUAUUGCUUUUCCCAUGAUUAAGUUGUCAGCCAUCGUUCGGAGUACCAAAAAAGGGGAAUAUGAUAGUAUGUAAGUGUGUCUAUUCCGACAGAGCCUUAUGACUUGAGUGAACUCGACUCGUCUGUUUUUCAGAAUUCGUGCUUCAUCGAAAUAUUCAUUCGGCAUAUUUUUUUAAUCUUUUUCCUAGACCUCCUCUGGAAGGCGGAUGCAGCGAGGUGCAAGGCGUUUACAACACCUUUGCAAAACUCAACAAAAUAGUCAAGGUUUC
Molecule: messenger RNA, 3753 nt
Organism: Pseudo-nitzschia multistriata
Lineage: Eukaryota; Bacillariophyta; Bacillariophyceae; Bacillariales; Bacillariaceae
Source: the annotation of a GenBank genome assembly